Messenger RNA from Closterium sp. Yama58-4, 2664 nucleotides. The record is from the annotation of a GenBank genome assembly. Lineage: Eukaryota; Viridiplantae; Streptophyta; Zygnematophyceae; Desmidiales; Closteriaceae.
AUGGUUUUUUCCUCUCAAGGUACGGCCGGACACCUCCUCUCGUCACACCUCCUCCCUUCUCUGUUCCUCACCUUCCGCGUUUCCCCCACCAAGCAGGGCAGUUCCUGGCCAAGCCACUCAAGUCCCUUCCUGCACCACGCAAUGUCAUCUCCACCCUUCUCUCCGUGCCCCUUAUCUCUCUCCUCUCCCCACCAGGCAGGGCAGUUUCUAGCCAAGCCUGACAUGUCCUCACCUGCAUGGGUGCAAACUCAUCUCCUCUCCUCACUCGUCCCCUACCAAUCUCUCCUCUUCUCUUCCACCCACCAGGCAGGCCAGUUCCUAGCCAAGCCAGACAUGUUCUUAAACCCUGAACCCCCUUUCUCCCCCCAACCCUCCUCCUCUCCCCACGAGGCGGGUCAGUUCCUAGCCAAGCCAGACAUGUCCCCACCAGCCUGGGUGCGUCGCCUCGCCCCCCUCCUCACUACUCCACCUCUAACCUUUUCUCCUCUUUUCUUCACCUCACCCCCUCUCUCCCUCCAGGCAGGUCAGUUCCUAGCCAAGCCAGACAUGUCCCCCCCAGCCUGGGCAGGUCAGUUCCUAGCCAAGCCAGACAUGUCCCCCCCAGCCUGGGUGCGUCGCCUCGCCCCUCUCCACGACAGUGCGCCUGCCGACCCCUUCCCUCUCGUCCGGGGCACCGUCGAGGCUGAGCUGGCAAGCGCUGACGUGGCAGGGAGUGACGUGGCAAGUGCUGCUGACGUGGCACGGGUGCGGCUGGAAGACGUGUUUGCAGAGUUUGAGGAGGAGCCCGUUGGAUCUGCGUCCAUUGCCCAGGUGCACAGGGGCAGGGGCAAGAAUGGGCGCCGUGUGGCCAUCAAGGUGCAGCGCGCGGGAGCAGAGCGCCUGAUGCUGAUGGACCUGGCGAAUCUGCGGCUCUUUGGUGCCUUCCUGCAGCGCACCGAGCUCAAAGUGGACCUGCUGGGUCCCAUUUCUGAGCUGGAGCAGCAGAUCCGGUUCGAGUUUGACUUUGCCCACGAGGCAGCCGCCAUGGAGCGAAUCAGACACGCCCUGGCCCAGCCGGACGGGGGCGAGAGGCAGAAGAGGCACGGAAGGAUCCGGAGCAGUAGGCGAACUGACAGAAGUGGUGUGGGUAGUGGAGGGAUUAGCAAGGCAGAUAGGGCAGAUGGGGCAGAUAGGAGGGAGAGGGUGGGUAGGGUAGGAAGUGUGGCGCAUGUGGGGACAAGGGCAAGACAUGGAGGUCGAUAUGGGGUUGAAGGUGGUGGGAGGAGCGCGGAGGUGGAUACACGUUCGUCACCUGUCAUCGUGCCAGCAGCCAUACCAGGCCUCGUCACCAGGCGCCUACUGGUGAUGGACUUUAUCGACGGCACACCCAUGCUGAGACUGCCUGAGGAGAUGCGCAAGCGAGGCAUCAGCCCUGGUGGCGCACUGGCAAGGCAGACCAAGAGUCGCAUAUUCUCAGCGCUAUCAACAGCCUAUGGGCGUAUGCUGCUGCAGCACGGGCACUUUCAAGCCGACCCCCAUCCGGGCAACAUCCUCGUGUGUGCGGGGGGCAGGGUGGCUUUAUUAGACUACGGCCAGACCAAGCAGCUGCCCGAAGCGCUGAGGCUCAAUCUGGCGCGCUUGGUGGUGGCGAUAGCAGAUGGAGACAUGCUAGCCGUUGGAUCGUGCUUCAGGGCGAUGGGGAUAGAGACGGCCAAGACGGCAGGGGAGCAUCCCAGCAGCUUCCGCCGCAUGGCUAUGAUCAUGUUUGACACGGGAUCUGGUAACGGGGUUACCAGCGCGAAUCCCUUCGGGGAGGAGAGCUCGCUCAAGAGCAAUGCGAUGAAGGCUUUCCCAGCGGACAUCUUCUUUAUAGUGCGCACCAUGAUGUUGCUAAAGGGCCUGUCUACCGGGAUGGGUCUGUCAGUGUCCACUGCCAAGCAAUGGCGCCCCAUGGCACUGCGGCCGUCGGAUUACCAUGGCGUGAAGGCGCUUCUGCGAACCUUCCUGGACGGCAAGAGGUGGGACCUGCCGGCCUUUGUGGACGCGGUCACCUCGGGAACUCCGGGGGGAGGCGCAGCCGGGGAGGGUGAUGCUGCUGGCAGUGGUGGAAGUGGGAGUGUGGCGACGGUGGUGAAGGCAGGCGAUGAGGGGAGCGUGCUGGGGCUCACUGCUUGUCUGCCGUUGAUCUGCAAGUCCAAGGGGUGGACGGCGGAUUUUGUCCGGUUCCUGCACGAGGGGUGUGACAACAGGGCGCAGUGGGACGAGCUGUGGGGGGUGAUGCAGAGGGGGCGCGUGGGUGUGGUGGUGUGCGAGCGUGUGGCCAACCUGCCCUUCCAACUCGUGCCUCACCUCUUCAGAAGCACGCUGCAACCUAUGCUGGAGAAGGGAGCACCAGUGGAGAAGUUUCUUAUCCUCACACGCAUGUACCGCCAGACGGGCGGCAAGGUGGCAAGGAAGCAGGCCAAGGGAGCGAAGAGCAGCGGCUCAGAGCUGUUUUUUCCCAAGCCAGAGGACGAGCUCCUCAAGAAGCUCGCCACGUCAUCGUAUUCCUUCCCGGUCCACGCUGACGUCAUGGCUUCUAGACAGCUGAAGGGCUUUCAACACCUUCGCCUAGUGAUGCUCCUUUCGGCAGCACAAGUGCGCAACUUCCUAGAGCAAGUUAAUGACAUGGUGGAUGAAGAUUGA